GCAGCCAGGCGUUCACACCAGCGGACGGACGGGCGGACGGGACCCGACACCGGGGGGUCCGAAGCGGCCGAGGCGACCCAGAGCCCCAGCACAGCCACCGCGGGGCACCAGCGCCGCGUCCGCCCCGCGCCAUGACGCGGGAGGAGUCGUGCAGGGAGGAGCCCGGCUAUGACCGGAUGGCCACCCUGGAGCGGGGGCGGCCCGACGCGGGGAGCUACGCGGACGCCAAGCCCGGCGACCGGCCGCUGUCCCCGAGGCUGCCCCCCUGCUUCAGUCAGAAGACGUGGGUCUUCUCCGUGUUGAUGGGGGGCUGCCUGCUUGUGACCUCGGGGUUUUCGCUGUACCUGGGAAACGUGUUUCCUUCCGAGAUGGAUUACUUGCGUUGCGCUGCAGGCUCGUGCAUUCCCGCGGCUGUUGUAAGCUUCGCUGUUUCCAGGAGAAACGUCAACGUGAUCCCGAGUUUUCAGAUGCUGUUUGUUUCCACGUUCGCUGUGACCACCACGUGUCUGAUCUGGUUUGGAUGCAAACUUGUCCUGAACCCGUCAGCGAUAGACAUAAACUUCAACCUGAUCCUGCUGCUGCUGCUGGAGCUGCUCAUGGCGGCCACGGUGAUCGUCUCCGCGAGGUCCAGCGAGACGCCAGGCAGACCCAAGGGCUCUAUCCCUGACAACACCAACACUCUGUACGAAGUGACGUUUCCUACGCGGGUCCUGAAGUCCUACUCAGUCAUCGAGGUGAUUGCCGGUGUCUCCGCCGUCCUCGGCGGGGUCAUCGCUCUGAACGUGGACGACGCCGUCUCCAGCCCGCACCUCUCAGUGACGUUCUUUUGGAUCUUAGUGGCCUGUUUUCCAAGUGCCAUUGCCAGUCACGUGACAGCAGAGUGUCCCAGCAGGUGUCUGGUGGAGGUGCUGACGGCCAUCUGCAGCCUCUCGGCGCCGCUGCUCUUCACGGCCGCCGGCUACCUGACCGUCAGCGUGAGGCGAGUCCUGGAGGUGUUCGAAGGCUACCCUCCCGCCUUCAAGUCCCACGACGUGCUCCUGCUGCUGCUGCUGCUGGAGCUGCUGCUGCAGGCCGGGCUGCACACGGGCACCAUCGUCCAGUGCGCCAGCUUCAAGGCGGCCGGCCCGCGGGAGCGCCCUGCCGCCCAGGUGGCCAGAAGCCCCCUGAAGGAGUUUGACAAGGAGAAGGCCUGGAGAGCCGUGGUGGUGCAAAUGGCCCAGUGACGGGGGCCCGGCGCGGGACCCCGCCCAGGCCUAGUGUCCCGAGCUACUGCUUCCUAACCCUUUCCUGCUGUGAGGGCGGCGGCUGCGCGGUGGACUUUAAUUUCUGGACGGGCAAGUGCCGACUGUCUUGUGCUUGCGGGUCAGUCGGCUCCGUGCCGGGCGAAGCAGGGCUUGUCUGGGGGCUGGGCUCCGGCUCCGGCCUCGGCCUCCUGUUGCUGUGACCUGCUGCCGGCGCCUGCUCCUCCCGUCCUGCCCCGGGGCCCUGCCUAUCUCUGCGGAGCGCCUGCUGUGUGCAGACCGCGCGCGCCGGCUCAGCUGUCGCGGCCUUUCUGCUCUGCGCUGGGCCCGGGCCGGGUCCCCGCCCGGCACUGUCUCCUGGACAAGGGCAGGUCUGAGCCUGUCCUGUGUCCAGACCCCAAGACACUGCUGCCCCCAGAGCCUGCACACAGGGCAGCCGGCCACGCCUCCCCACCGCUGUCCCCCAGGCCCGCCGCCGGCCUCUCGCUGUUAGCCGAGCCGUUGCGGAGGACCCCGCCUGCUCGGGCACUCGGCCCUGUGUCGGGCAGCUGUCUGUACUUGUCACCGGCCGCUUCCCACCCCCAGCCCUUUGUCAGCAGCCUCACGGAGCUCAGCCUGUCCACGGUGCCAGCUCCGUGACCCUCGGAGCGGGGCCGCCUCAACGGCUUUGUGAGCUGACUGGGCUGCGUCUCUGCCUCUUGGCCUCGGUGGCCUGGGGUCUCCCCAGGCCGGGCCACUGGCAUCGCCUGCAAGACGGACCGCACGGAGCCCUCAUCCCCUGCUAACAAGUAGUUCGCCUCGAUCCUCACUCACCUGGGGUUCCGGGGGGCUGGGCUGGGGGUCUCCUCCAUCCACCACCACCCGCUCGCCGACUGCAGGGACAGUUUGGGUGUGA
Messenger RNA from Pteronotus mesoamericanus, 2136 nucleotides. It is a transcript of the gene MLC1, whose product is annotated as modulator of VRAC current 1. The transcript has 12 exons. NCBI's taxonomy places the organism in Eukaryota, Metazoa, Chordata, Mammalia, Chiroptera, Mormoopidae. Gene Ontology annotation, biological process: regulation of response to osmotic stress. Bases 132 to 1223 code for a protein of 363 amino acids. The record is from RefSeq and is a predicted model, not a curated record. Gene Ontology annotation, cellular component: cytoplasmic vesicle; endoplasmic reticulum; plasma membrane.